UUCAUAUCGAGACAAGUCGUUCUCGUCUUAGUAGGAGUACGGGCUCGAUCAAACGACAUUGGCCAACUUGAGAUUCACACACAGACUCAUUUGGCCCCUGGGGUGCCAGUCCAAUCACGGCCCUUACUCCGGAUCGCAGUGGUCUGGCUUCACGUUUGGUUGAAUGAUUGAUCGUACAAGUGUGUCUGUUUAGGUGGAGGAUUUCCAUGGUUCCGUGCGCACCUCAGUUCGCCGCCCCUUCGCUGACUAGCCGCUGACUAGCCGCUGACUAGCCACUCCACGUCCAGCCUUCUCAGGAGUGCUUUGGAUCGACCGUGAGCCGGCCGCGUGCUGCCAAAGCAAUUGCACUCCCUUUUGAGUCUCGACCUGAGACCGCCAACGUGUUCGUCCUCGUUCCCCGGACCCCCCGCUACCGAUCCGUUAUGGAUCACUCAUUAUCCCGCAGUGCAUCGUCGGGCGUUUUGACGGCCGGUCAUCGGCGACCUUCUGCCGAAUCCCUGAGCGAACGUAACUCGCCUUUCAAAGAUACGGGGCAGCCGGGCGCUCAUUCUCACAAGGUCUUGUCAUUGACCGCCAUGAAUGCGGCCAAACAGGAAGCCGCCACCAAUGGCAAUCACAGUCCAGUCACGGGCAAGCCGGAGUCGAAUCCGAUUUGGAAUAGGGUCAAUGGCUUCCAGAACACACCGGCCAGUCUCGCCCUCCAAUCCAAAAACGUCCCCGGACUCUGCGAGGGUCGUAGUGCUUUGAAUAACAAACCCAUGUUCAAUGGGACCCCACUAAUGGCUGAAGUGGAGAGUGCCACCCAUCCCGUCAGCCUGGGUCAGUGCAAAAGUGACAAUAUUGAGGCCAAUGGCCGUCCCCAGAGUGGUGGCUCACCAGUAGUGUCCAGGGCUGAGACGGCACCCAUCGGCCUCAGAUUUCCGUCUGAUGCAAAGUAUACUCGCCACGACCAAUUGAUAGCCGAAACCGGCCAAUCCGUAGACACAAAUUCCAGUGGAAAGUCAGAUAUAAGCAGCCAAUCUCGAGCAAAUGAGGUGAUCAGUCCAUUUCUGCACAUUCCGUUGGAAGGUAGCAACAGCAAGAAGUGUCCCAGUGUCCCUCAAUCGCUUACUGGGCAACUUGGAGCUUCCGUCUCAGAGGCUAGCCAGACCAAUAACCCUAUUGAAUUGACAUCGAGUUGUGAAGUGUCAGGUGAUAAUGGUGUGCCGCCUUUAACAUCCCCCGAAGACUCGGAACCCAAAAGUAUGAAAGCGUGUAGUGUCAAAUUGGUGGACAUAAGUGGGGGUGUCAAGAAAGAGCCAUCUCCUCCACCUAGGGCCGUAAUCGACCAGAAAAUAGGCCUUCCAGGGCAGAAUGCACCUAGUAGAGAGUCGCUCAAGAGGGAAUCUCCUACCAACUUCAAGCGGUCGACUUGUGAACCUGUUGUGAAAAAAACGAAGGAUGAGCUGCUACCACCACCGCCACAACAGCAACAUAAGCAGCAGCAACAGCAACAACCGCAACCACAACAACCAUGUGGAUCACGGAACUCGUCUCCAAACUCGUCCAGAUCAGUGCCGGUUACAAAUCAAAGGGAUCCCAUUCCUACUCUCACCUCUUCUUCUUCUUCUUCUUCUUCUUCCCCUUCGCAAGCAUCUACUUUGUCAUCCCCUUCGAAGGAGAAAAAUCAGGGACUAGAUCAGAGCUACAAAUCCAAAUGGCAUCUCAAAGAAGAUAACUCUCUGCCUACCUCUACGAACAAUGGCUCCCCGUUGAAGACGUCUUCAUCUUCCAACACGAUUGAAAGCAAAGUCACAAUUUCGCCCGUACGAAAAGAGUCAAAAUGCGGCCUCAGCUCUUCGGGCCAGCCCGGGGGAUCUGUAACCAUCACCAAGCUCUCGACGGGGUCGUCUCAAAGAAUCGAAUCCAAAGAUUUGAAGAAGCAGAACCCUACAGAUAGGUCCACUGCCUCCACAACCUCAUCCACCUCAUCAUCGUCCUCACAUCUAAUAGCUUCGUCAAUCCCAAAUCGCCCGAACUUGGAGAAUGGGCAUCACACGAGUGGUGAUUUGAAUACUAGUUCCAGUCUCAACAAAGCACCCCGGAAAAGUUCUCAUUCGUACUCGGUGGAAAUGCAAAGAAAGAAAGACAAGAAAUCAGCGUCUGUCAGUGGAACUCCCCUUUCAACUGGCUCCAACUUUCCAUCAGGGGUGUCCCCCUCGGGUCAGCCAUCAAUGGCCCAAGUGAAGAAACCCCGCGAUGAGGUGUGUAACAGCUGCAAGGUGGAAUUUUCUACCCGCGAGGCCUUGCAUCUCCACACAUGCAACUCGAAAUUAGAUCAGCAUUAUUUGACCGAAAAUCAAGUGCGUGCCUCCGAGGCCCGGCGGGGAGACAAAUCUGCUAAUUCGUCACCCCGCAAUCUCUCAAGGAACAACUCUCGAUCCAAUUCACCAGUUUCACAGCACAAUAGCUCGUCGAACUCCUCAUCUAACAUCCCAUCACACCUUCAAUCUUCAUCGGUGGCAAAAGCCAAUCAACGAAUGAAUUCCGAUUCGGAAUUCAAGUUGGUGAAUAAUACCAAAGAUGAGCUCAUGAUUGAAGGGAGACCGAAAAUUACUGUAAGUAAGGUGGUUGGAUCAACUAAGACUUCCGGAGGCGAGGAUAGCGAGAGCCGAAAGCCCAUCAUACCUAAAAUCAAGUUAUCAGCAUCUGUUAACGCUAAAGGCUCCUCCAGUUCGAACUCUAGCCCUGUAGCAACUCCAACACUUAUCCCACCUCAGCCCUUGUCGUCAUUCUCUUUGUCGUCAUCAUCAGCAUCUUCUUCGCCUCCAGAAAGUCGAGCCAUCAAUUCCAUGUUGGAUUCUUCUCCUUUGUCUAGUUUGAAACGAAAAUUUGGUGACAACUCUUCAAAGUUAGACACACCCUCGUUCAAUGGCAAAAUCAAGUUGAAAAUCCCUGGAAAUAUUACGAACGCUAUGUCUUCAGCAAUCUCGGCUUCUGAUUCAUACUCUGCUUUCGGAAGUGGACCAGGUCAUUCGGCCAAGGAUGCAGGUAGCACAUUGGAUUCGUCAAAGGUCCCUCCAUCAUCGACUCGACCUUCCGAGUCCAACAUUGGGCAACAGUAUCUGAUGUCUAAGAAAAAGGAGGAGGAAGCAGCCGGAUAUGCUUUUGCAUUUGCGGGUAGACCAACGUACUCGCCGAGUCGUAUUGAACCCAGUUCCAGUCACGUUCCCGAAAAAGAAUCUCCUCGUGAUGCCUCGAACAAGGACUCCCCUGCCAGUCAAGCGGACUCUGGAGUAUUCUCGAUUGCAAGUUCAAACAGUCCGAGCAAAGGAGAGAGUGCUAAUUCAGGCACUUCCCCCGAUAGUCCAACGAGAUACUCUGAUGUGCAAUGGAAACCCCCUGGUUCCAAGACUACGGUGACAACACCAACAGAAAGCCCUAAUGGCUCAGGUCCCACUCAAUCACUAGCCUCACUGAAUGCUUCAGCCCCAUUUAACCAAAGUGCCUCAAACCAAAACAGUAUAUCUACAAAUAAUACGUUUCCUUCUUCCUCUGCCUCAAUGGGAAUGGCAGUUUCAUCCAACUCCAAUCAGCAGAUGUCUCAGGCGCAACAGCAUCAUCCUCAUCAUCAACAACAACAGCAGCAACAACAACAACAAACCCACAAUCCUUACCUCAAUAUGUACGGGGAUUUCAACUCACAACAACAGCAGCAGUCGAGAGACCCUGGGUUUAAUCGCCAAUCUCCGAUGUAUUCAGCCCAUCAAAGAAUGUUUGCUGAACAGCACAUGCAGCAAAGACAGUCACAACCUCCACCUCUACAGGCCCCGCAAUCUCUAGCAUCGCCCGGGGAUGCCCCUGGUAUUGCCUCGAAAGGCUUCUUUCCUGGUCAGGCCUUCUUCAAUUCUUCCAACGAGCCCCCGGUGAAAAGAAAACGGGGAAGACCUAGGAAGAAUCCCAUGAAGGAACCGGGAGCGCCGAAACGGACCUACAAUCGAAAGAAGAAGACUGCACCCGUCAUCGAGGGCAAUAGUGAUAGUGUGUACAACUUUGAUGAGGAGGAACAGGAUGGGCUUUUGCCGAUGCGUCCACGAAAAGCACCAUCUGCCCAUCAGCAGCAGCAGGCUAAGAAGUUCCCGUUCGGAACUGACGAAGAAAUGUCCAAGGGAUUGAAGAUGGGUGGAAUAGCUCGAGGAAAUGGGAAUGGUGCCCCGCCUGGCCCUCCGAACCACAUGAUGGGAGGGUAUGCCCACAACUCGAUGCAAAUGAGCAUGCCACAGCAACAGCAAUACAUGAUGAACCAAAACAGACACAACAUGAAUCCUCACAUGCAACGCCAACAACAACAGCAGCACAUGCAGCAACAACAGCUCCCUCAGCACCAGAAUAAUAUGUCCAAUGAGAAUUCUCAAGAUUGUAGCUACAGUAGUGAAGUGCUCAAAGAGGGUGUGGGAAUCAAGUUGAAGAUCAGAAAGGAACCCAUUAAGAAUGAAAAUUCAAACAGCAAUAGGUCAUUUUUGGAACAGCAACAACAGCAGCAAAUGCAGCAGCAACAGCAAAAUAAGCAAGAUCACCAGCUGCAACAGCAGCAGCAACAACCCCAACAGCAUCGUCAAUCCCAGCCACAACAGAUGCUAAACCGACAUGGACAACAAGCACCGUAUAAACGAAGCGACCCAGCUUCAUUCUCGGGUCAAGUUCAGCAUGGAAAUAUGAACUACGAGCAAAUGCAGCAUCAGCAACAACAACAACAACAUCAGAUGAGAAUGUCCGGUAGCCAAGCGUCGUCAAUCCCUACGGGUCCACCGAAUAGUGCCACUCCCAGUGCCAUAAGCUCGGUUCUAGGUAGUGGUAACGUACCCUCCCCUGCUAUGACAUCUCCAGCCCACCCCCCAAGUUCAAGAAUGCAUAACCCGGGGAGCGUCGAGUCCAACCAUACCAUGUCUCCUAAUCCAAUGAAUCAUCAGAGUCCUUACCAUCACAUGAACAGUCCAUCUAAUCCUCACCCAGGUAAUCAUCAACAGAUCUCGUCUCAAAUGCAUAGCCCUAGUCAAAAUUCUGGGAAUUUUGGACAAGUCGGGGUGAGCCCGCACUCUCAGCAGCACGGGGCUUCUGGUGGCAUGUCCAACUUUAGCCAAGGUCAGAUGUCGCAUCCAAUGCAGUCCCCAUAUAAUGGCAUGAAUGGAACUUUCCCCAAUGGAGCACCCAUGACCUCGCGAUAUCGGAUGCCGGGAGCCGUGCCCAACAAUUACCAAGAAAUGAACUCCGAAACUAGUAAUGCGUCUGGAUUUUAUGGUCAACAAGGCAACAACUUUGGAAACAUGUCAAUGAACACCAUGGGCUCAAACGGAAUGAGUGGAUAUGGUGCCAUGAACCAUCAGCGUUUUGGUAUGAGCAACAGCCAAUUUCACGGUCCCCAUAACUAUCCCCAACAAAUGAGACAAAUGGGCAACAGUUACGGAAACGAACAGUUUGGAAACAUUUACGCCAAUCAAGGUCAAUUCCCAGGAAUGGGAUUCAACAAUCCCAGAAUGGGAAUGGGUCACCAUCAAGGACAAGGAGGCAUGAUCGGCCAUGGCGGGAAUAUGGGCCACAACAUGCAACAUCACCAAUUCAGGCCCAACAUGGGCAUGGGCCCAGGUCCUAUGAAUUCCAUGGGUAAUGUUGGCUCCCCUAGAAUCAGUCCCAAUCAUCCGAAUAUGCCAAUGCCUGGUGUGGGCAUGCCCCGAGUCAGCCCAUCUAUGGCCAGCCGUCAGCCCACGCCAUUGGUUUCGCCGCAGUCAGAUAAUUCCCCGGCCUCACAUCAGAACCCAUUAACUCCCGGGUCAUACCAUCAACCCCACACGCCCUCUGGACCUACCCACUAUGGAGGACCAAUUACACCAGCAAGCAAUCAUAACCCCAUGACUCCUGCCAAUUCAAAUGCUCCUCCCACUCAUCACCACCAUCACCACCACCAUCCUCCUGGCAGCGUCAGUCCGAUGACUCCAAACAACCCACGAACCCCUCAAAACUUUGGAGGACCACCCUCUCAAACGCCUUCAUCCAUGGUGGCACCAUCACCCAAGCAAGAGCCUCUGGUUUCUCCUGCCCCAGCGUACGAUGACUUGGCCUCGCCGAGUUCGUCUGGAGCAAGCAAUUUGAGGAAGAUUCGACGCCCAAGUAAGCCCAAUCAGCCAGACCCGCCAUCCAUCAGUCCGCGAGCUGAAAUCAAAGCUGAGCCCCUGCCAGUCAAGGUCGAACCAUCUCCACCUAAGGUCGAACCCCAACCACCUCGGGUGGAGGAAACCAAGACGAAGAGUGAGCCAGCCGCUCAAGCACCUAAACCUAAACCAAAGCAAUUGGGACCCAAACCUCAACACAAAUACUUAGAUAUUCCGGCUCCAAUAUACGAGGAAAAGAAAAUUGUGGUCAAGGUUAAAAAGGAAAUCGAGAAAUCUGACUUUGUGGCUCGUUGGAGCGAACUCCCGCCAAAGGCUCUCCGUCUCUUAUUUCGAUGUGGAGUGGCCAAUGAAGGAGCCAUACCAUUCUUGGUGCGAGUGUCGAGAGUCUGCAAGAGCUGGAACAAAGAGGCUAUGGAUCCCACCAUAUGGACGCAUUUGGAUCUGUCUUCCGGCAAGAUGAAGGAGAAGUACCGAAACGACAAGAAGCUAGAGACAUUCCUGAAGAAGUAUCCCAACGUGCUGGAGUUGAAAUUGACCGGUUGGAAGAAUUCGGUGGGAACGUCGACGCUAAAAAUGAUCUCGAUGGUGUGUCCAAAAUUGAUCUCACUUGGACUUGCCAGCUGCUUUAAGUUGAGCAAUGAGGACGUGAAACUGAUCGCCGAAUCUUAUGAAAAAUUGGAACGAAUUGAUUUGAGCAAUGUCUCGAGUUCCUCGUGUAGUUCUCGGAGUGCGGUAUCCAGUUCCUGUCUGACAGAACUGGUCACUCUAGUUGGUAAACGCUUGACCCAUUUCAACAUCUCCAACAAUAAAAUGGCAGGAUUACCAUUUGUGUUCAAAGCCCUCACGAGCCAUAGUUCUAACUUGGAAGAAAUAGACAUUUCCAAUAUCACCACGACCUCCCGAGAAGCCAUCCCGAUGAACGUUGAAAAGUUCCAAAAGAGUUGUCCCAAGCUUCGCGUUCUCAACGCCAAUCAUACAAUGCUCAAUUUGACUGAAAACCCUAUCAAAGAACAGAUCCAGUCUCCAGGGUUUCCCUUCCUCCAGGAGCUUCAUAUUGCUGUGGAUAGUCGAGGAUAUUUUGAAGGCAUGGAUGACGGUCAAAUCGAGAGGAUCCUGAAAAAAUCCGACAAGCUCAAAGCAUUGGACAUUCGUGGCUGCCAACAUGUGAGCGAUUCCUGCUUGAUCCGUUUACCCACGUGGGAAAUGGAAAAGCUUGUGCUUUCGGGUUGUUCAGCGGCUUCUGCCAGCUCGGAUGGUCUAGAACUAAUGGUCAAGAAAUGGGCUGCCACACUCCUUGAAAUGGACGUCAGUUUCACACCCGGUGAACGGACCGUCAACUUCAUGGUGGACGAGUUUGCUGAUGCCAACGAGUUUAGCAUCAGAAAACUGAACCUAAGUGGCACAGCCAUUAAAUUGAAAUCCCUGACGAAGUUGCUGAAAAAGUGUGACACCUUAGAAUACAUCAAUUUGAAUUCAUGCCGUGGUUUACCUCGAGGUAUGAAGCGUCUACAUGGGACACGUGAGGCCCUAUUGAAGCUCAAAGACGACAUAGAAGAAGGAAAAUUCAACGAGGACGACAGCGAUGAUUAGAUUUGGUUCUCGAUGAAUGGAACGUCAAGUUCCAUCAGAACAUUGUGGCCAACUAUCAACACCACCGCCACAGGCUCCAACGACAAUGAAAAAUGGACUGCAUCUAUUACCUUUUUUUCCAGCGAUCACGCUCGCACAACCCUCAACAUAGUACAAAGUGUUGAGUUUGUUCUUGUCUGCCGUUGAUAUUACUCUCAGUCUCCUUCACUUUAUUCGUGUUGGCGCUCUAUGGCUACUGUGGUUCUUCUUUGCCCUCCUCAGGCCGUCAGAGAAAAAUCAAUCCGCCUGAUUUGCGUUUAGUUCUGUACUUCUUCCCAUCUCAAUUCAAAUCUUUCCGUGCCCCCAGCAAGGACCAACAGACCAAGGGUCUGAUUUUGCAGAGAGCUCUUGUUGAUAAGCGUUUCCAAUUUCUUAGGAGAACUAUUACCACCUGUGAGAACAUUUGAAAAGCACAGAAAUGAAAGUAACUGUAUUUGAACUGGAAAAUGGUCAGAUUUCAUUCACCGAUCCCCCUCAAACGAAAAAAUAUUAUGGUAGCCUAUACAUUUCAAUAAGAAUGAAAAUGGUAACAAAGAAAACGAUGAAAUUUAUCCAGGACGACUGCGAUAAUGCCACAAAUCUACAAAUACCAAUGCGACUAAUACUAUUACUACUUCUCCUAUCACUCCUACGCUACUACUACGAUUUCAACCACUAUUAUUAUUAUUAUUCCUAAUGACAACAAUAACGAUGAUCAAUACCGUAUAUAAAUAUAUAAGAAAUAUAUAUAUUAUCUAGUCCUUCAUA
Messenger RNA from Tigriopus californicus, 8522 nucleotides. It is a transcript of the gene Fbl6, whose product is annotated as AF4/FMR2 family member lilli-like. NCBI's taxonomy places the organism in Eukaryota, Metazoa, Arthropoda, Copepoda, Harpacticoida, Harpacticidae. The record is from RefSeq and is a predicted model, not a curated record. The transcript has 7 exons. Gene Ontology annotation, cellular component: SCF ubiquitin ligase complex. Gene Ontology annotation, molecular function: protein binding. Bases 423 to 7736 code for a protein of 2437 amino acids.